This is a messenger RNA of Rubroshorea leprosula, 2044 nucleotides long. Lineage: Eukaryota; Viridiplantae; Streptophyta; Magnoliopsida; Malvales; Dipterocarpaceae. The record is from the annotation of a GenBank genome assembly.
CUAUAACAAAAAAUUUUUACCGGCCAUUUAAGUCAUUUUAUAAACUUAAGCAAACCCAAAUUUGAUCCUCUUAAGAAACAAAAGGGAAGAGUUUCCUGGAGAAUUGAGUCUGGGAGGUGUAAAAACAAUUAGGUGUGAAAAUCCCCAAACACUGCUGAUUUUGUAGUCUUCUUGAGAUCCUUUGAUAUGGAUUUGAAUAACUUCAUGAGGGGGGAAAGCACCAUUCAUAACUUUUCUAUUCCCCUGACUUGUGUUUUUCUACGCAAGUGUUUUUAAAUUGUGCCAGGCUUGGCUUAACCUUUCACUAAAACACUGAUUUCUGCGUAAACAAGCUCUCUUUCAGAGGUAAAACCCUGGAAGGGCGGCCUAAACUUCGGGGGCAGACGACUCCUCUUGCAGCAUCAAGCAUAUAAUGGCUUUGAAUGAAGUGAACCUGUGUUUUGAACUUAUUCUCUGAGUUCCUGUUCAGGAACUUGCUUCAAAGUUUGAGCUCUUCUGACUUUCCAGGCAGUAGAAGUUCUUGAGACUACUGCAAACGGAUCUUGUUUAGCUUCUGCUUCUGCUUCUGCUAGAAGAAACCAGCUUUAAGGCAUACCCCUUUAAGUUCUAUUAUUGCUCUCUAGUGGGUAGCUUGAGGGAUAUGGAUGAGAAGGAUGAUGUUGAUAAGGUGGAAGAUGUCAUGCUUCCUGGUUUUCGAUUUCAUCCAACAGACGAGGAGCUUGUUGGGUUUUACCUCAAGAGAAAGAUUCAGCAAAGACCUCUGCCAAUUGAACUGAUCAAGCAAGUGGAAAUAUACAAAUAUGAGCCAUGGGAUCUUCCAAAGUUGGCAGCUUCAGGGGAGAAAGAAUGGUAUUUCUACUGUCCAAGGGACCGUAAAUACAGGAAUAGUACAAGGCCAAACCGAGUUACAGGAGCUGGAUUUUGGAAGGCAACUGGGACAGACCGGCCUAUUUACUCCUCUGAUGGCACCAAGUGUAUUGGUUUAAAGAAGUCUCUAGUUUUCUACAGAGGUAGAGCUGCCAAAGGGCUCAAGACUGACUGGAUGAUGCACGAGUUCCGGUUACCUUCUCUCUCAGAUUCUACACCCCCAAAGAAGCUCUUGGACAAAAGCCUCCCUGCAAAUGAUGCAUGGGCUAUUUGUAGGAUAUUCAAAAAGACCAACUCUGUGGCACAUACAUCUCUUUCCCACUCUUGGAUAUCUCCAUUAUCAGAAACUAUAGCACCUGCUAUACCCAAUCAUGGCAUUCAUGGAAGCACCCAGUUGAGUUCAGAGAAUAUUUCUUGCACAACUAAAAUUGGCUCAUCAGCAAUGCCAUUAUGUGGCAACAAUGGCUUGCAACAAGUCUCUACUGCUAGUUUUCCUGCUUUGGAUAUUCCCCCUUACAAAUCCUAUAAUCCUGUAUACAAACCAUCCCCUUUUCCAUUUUCCAAUGGAGACCUUUCCAACAACUUUAUAUUCUCACAGCUUGACAUGUCAGGAACAACUACAAAAUGUACAUCUGAUACUCCCUCUAUGCUUUUGAACCCUGCCUUCAUCGGUGAAAUUAACAAGGCCUCAGAGAGUAUAGACUUUGAAGGGCAAGAACAACAUUUCCUGCCCCAAGAGAUGCAAGGGAAUGCAGGUGUAGGACAAGAUGAGGCUCACACAAGGAAUAACCUGUGGGGGCCUAUGCGAUCAAUGGGGUUCCCUUUCAACUUGCCUCCAAAUCUGCCUGAUUCAUGGAAGCCUAAUCUACCAUGGGAUUCACCAAGCUGUCCAAGUGAGAUGUCAACUACUUAUUCCCCAAACAAAUGCUAUACUUAAGCCGCUGUCUUCUGGUUUUGGAUUACUAUGUUGGAGCUAGUAUGAGUGAGUGACAAACUUGUUUACAAAUUUAUUGUAUAGUUAUUAGUUUUCAUGUAGUAUUCCAACUAUAUGCACUAGGCUUAAUAUUUUCUUAGGAUUUACUUCCAUCAAUUCUUCUUGAAUCAGAACGCACUGCAGGCUUUCCUUCCCUUUGCACUCCCUUCUUCCCACUUUACUGAGUAAAAGAGUUUGUUUAAC